ACAUAAAAAUAUUGUAUUUUCAGCUGUUUAAUGGUAAUGUACUAAAUGGGAACCAUAGAAAUGGCGCCAUUGGUUCGUUGGGCAAAUUCUAUUUAGAAAAUGAUUGGCUGUUUUGGGAGAAACGCCAAAUGUAGUAGGUGGUAAACACCUGCUUAGAUCUUAUGUUCUGAGGCAUCAGUUAACAUAAAUUAUACAAUGUAAUAAGCACAAAGGCUUCAUUCAUAAAGGUCAUGGUAACUGACUGCCAUCUCAUCAAAAGUAUAAGAUCUGAGACUUACCUCAGACAUCAUUUUCAGCGUUUUUCCAAAACACUUAUUUCGCCGUAGGGAUGGCUGAACGAACCCCAGUUAACUCGUUUUUGGAGCACAAGCUGGCGUGCUCUGAGUGACACAUAACAAUUAUAUGUGAAUUUGGUCCGUUCGCCCAAAAAGUGACAUUGCAGCAACUAUUUAUUCUGAAAUGUUUGACCAUAGAGAUGAAGGGCAUAGCUCAGAUUCAUUACAUUUUGUAAGUCGCUCUGGAUAAGAGCGUCUGCUAAAUGAUGUAAAUUUCAAAACAUUAUUUACCCUUAAACUCAAUUGAGCCUUGGGAGAUGACAAUUGGGUCAUUAGACAUAUUUCACAGAAGGGCAACCUGACGACCCGAGGUAAGAAUGACUCAGUUGUAUACCUUCCCGUUGAACGGUGUUGCAACAGCACAGUUCAAUGGCUGAAUAAAGAUUUCUUACUCGGGCUGUUUACAUUAGAACAUUGUCACAGAUCGAUUCUGCUUACUUGGCAACUUAAGGGGUGCCUCUCCUAUAGACACAAAUGCGAACGCAGCUGUCUGGUGUGCUUAGUUUGACUAUGAACCAGCAACAAUUUGCGAGAGGGAUGUCUCGCUUCCUCUUCCGUAAUCUGCGGUAGGAAUUCGUAUCCGCCAAGCCCGGUAACGUCACUUCUCCGGGAAGAGAAGAGCUAAAUACGGAUGCCGACAAGAACGAAUGGAAUAAAAAACAGAUGUAGGACACCAAAUGCCUGCUGACGAGCAGUCUGCCCCCUCUGCUCAAGAUGCAGAGCUGGGGCAGACAGAUCCACAGAAGAAGGUGGACACUGUUAGCAGGGGGGAGAGGGAGGAGGAGCAGCCCGGGCCUUCCAGAGUUCCUCCCCCAAGACAGGGUUACUGCAGCUGCUGCCAGAUACUCUACAACAACGUGGAGCAGCACAUCCUUAGCCCCAGACACAGGGAGGUGGUUCGUAGUGCUCGCACCCACGUCCCUUCUGGAAGCCUGAUGGAGAGAUUCCUAUCGGACGUCAUCCAGCAUCACCCGCACCUCUACAACGACCCUUGCCCCACCCACGAUGACCUGCCGUCUCUGAGCAGCCCGCUGGUUCCGAGGGAGGAGCUAUUGGAUCUCUGCGCCAGCGAUGAUGACGGGGCGUCGCUCGGAACCCGAGAGCACAUGCCCAGCUCUGACGACUGUUCCUGUCAGCUCCUUUACGUACAGGAAGCGGAUGUUGCCUCGGAAACAAGGACCAGCCAACCAGAAGAAGGUAGAGGGGGAAAGGCGGGGUCAGAGAGGUUAACCCCAACUGCUCCAGACCAGGACACAAGACCAAGUUCUGGGGAAGGGACCCACUCGCACACACCUUCCCCUGACCACUUACCAACACACUCCACCAGACCUUGUAGCCAGAAGCAAACCCCUCCUCCGCUCCACCGGAAAGCACACAGGAAGACCAACCGGCGGAGAGGGAGAGGGAGCAACUCCUCCUAUUCCUCCAUCCAUCCCCCCCGCUCCCCCGCUUCUCCACAGUUGUGUGCUACCCCAAUGGAUCAGAGAGACCAGAAAACACCAGAGAACCAGCCUCCCUCCAAGCCGAGGGACCGGACCCCAGACCCCAAGCCCCGGACAGUAAACACUGGCUGGGCCGCGUGGGCGGGGGUGCCCCCCUGGAGGCGGAGGGAGACCCAGAAGGAGCAGGAAUUCUCCAGUGACCAUUCCGACCCUGAGGGGGACACGAUAGAGGAGGUGAUCCAGAGAUACUGCUACGGCCGCAGUCCCACACAACACCACCAGAGGGACCUUAACAUAUGGACAGGGGGGGAGAGAGGGGGGACAGGGGGGGAGAGAGGGGAGCCAGGGGGGGAUAUGGACAGCUUCCACCUUAGCCUCCCUGGCUCACUGGGAGUGGGUUUGGAAUCAGAGGACAGUGAGGACUGGGACACCCCUGUGCAGGUGGCUAUUGGGAGGGGGCAGGAGCGGAGGAAGGACACCCCUGUGGUAGUGGGCUUAAAGCAGGGUGGAGGGGAGCGAGAGGGCAGGGACCUGGCCUGUCUCAUGGAGGUACAGGUGAACAUGGAGGACCAGAUGUACACCAGCCAGCUGGACUCUGCCCUCAACCCUGAGACUAGGACAGCGGGAGAGAGGGGGGAGACAGGGAUGGGGGAGACAGAGGGAGAAAUGGAGCUAAAGGUGGAGGAGAUUCUCCCUGCACUCCCCCACAUCCCUGUGUCCUUUCUGGGGAAGACGUGGACCCAGGUGCUGCUGGAGGACGAGCAGAAGGUGGAGAACAUGGUUCGAGAGUUCCGAAAGGGAAGGUUCCUCUGCUACUUCGAAAGCGAAUCCCUCGCCAGGUACGGGAAGCGGAGCAGCAGCGAUAAGGGGCGUGGCCAGAAAGAGGGGAUGGAAGACAGGGGGGUGGUUCCCCUUGGUGACCAUGACAAUGACGACGACCCAGAAUGCCACAAGAGUGGGAGGGAGGUGCUUAGGCGGAGGAAAGUUAGUAGGAGUUAUCGCCUGGCGUCCAGGUGUCAGGUGGUCAAAGUGAGUCACGGGACACAGACUACAGCAACCGUCAUCCCCACCAUCCGACAGAGAACACUGGACCAGACAGGCAAAUCCCCGGACAUCCUAACGCUGCCCUGUCAGGACCCCAGCGUUGACCAGAAGACCCCAGAGAUAAAGACAAGGCUGUGCUCUCUCCGCCUGCCUGCCUCCUACUCCCGCAUCAUGACCCCCCUGCAGCCCAAAACCACCCUGGUCUAUGUCCUCUCCUCCCCCGAAACUCCUUCCUUCGACCCCAAGCCCCGCCUCAGACCCAUCGCAAGGGGCAACCGUGGCAGGAAGAGGUCAUGUGACGGGGGUGAAAGCGACGUGGGGGCCAAGGUCAAAUACAAAAGGGUUCCUUUGAGGUACUAUGACCCUGCCACCCACCGCAUUCUGAAGACCCCCCAAGGGCUUAAACCUCACCCCCUCCUCCUCUGGCCUCCCCCAGACCCCCCUCAGUCCCACGUGGUCAGACAACUGUUCAGGAGCCUGAGUCCAGACAUCAAUACAGAGAGACAAGGGGGAGAGGCGGGGAGAGAUGGGUUGGGGGGAAGGAGGAGGGGUCGUAGCGGGGGCAGUGUGGCGUCAGGCUCACUCUUAGAGGCAGGGGGGUCAUUUGGGGCUAAAGGUCAGGGUUCAUCUGUUGCAGGGUCAUCUGUGAACACGCCCUUCAGCCAGUCCUCUCUGUCCAAUAGCAGCCGAUUCCUACUGAGCACGCUCUCUCCCGACACAAACUCUAACCCCGAAGUGACCCAGAGCCGGAGUGGGGGUCGAGGAGGAGGGCGACGGAAGUUAAAAACGGACCGACCUCUAACCCCUGAGAAAGGCCACUCUCCUCCAUACAGGCCUUGGACAAGAGGGGGUAGGAGAGAGCGACUACCAGCAACACGCAGCUCAAAAAGGGGGCGACCACCUCAAAUCAGCCCUCCCCCUAAACCUCCACCACCCCAGGACCUCUCUCCCACAGUCAAGCCCAGGAAAGGGCCCUCGAGACGGGUCGCAGAGAGUAAGAAACUCCCCAGGCCCAAAAGCCCAGCCAAGGCCUCAGCUCAGAGAGUGCCUUCGACCCCUCUGAAACAGGCCAUCAGAACACCAAGCCGCCGGUCGUCCCCCGACAAACCCCUGCUCCACUGCCCAACCGAACACUGA
Messenger RNA from Coregonus clupeaformis (lake whitefish), 3958 nucleotides. RefSeq lists its product as uncharacterized. Lineage: Eukaryota; Metazoa; Chordata; Actinopteri; Salmoniformes; Salmonidae. Gene Ontology annotation, molecular function: nucleic acid binding; zinc ion binding. The record is from RefSeq and is a predicted model, not a curated record.